This is a messenger RNA of Mizuhopecten yessoensis (Yesso scallop), 1513 nucleotides long. Its product is annotated as octopamine receptor beta-1R-like. The record is from RefSeq and is a predicted model, not a curated record. The transcript has 5 exons. Gene Ontology annotation, molecular function: trace-amine receptor activity. Gene Ontology annotation, cellular component: membrane. Gene Ontology annotation, biological process: G protein-coupled receptor signaling pathway. Lineage: Eukaryota; Metazoa; Mollusca; Bivalvia; Pectinida; Pectinidae. Bases 1 to 963 code for a protein of 320 amino acids.
AUGUCGGGCAAUUUAAGUGAGAACCCGUUCGGUGAGACUAGUUUCGGGUACUUAGUCUUUUACAUGUCUGUGUUCUUUUUCGUAACUUUGAUAACUGUAGGAGGAAACUGUAUUAUCAUAGUUACCGUGCUUCGCCAUCGAGACCUUCAGCAGCCAUGUAACUACAUGAUAGCCAGUCUUGCCGCAUCAGAUCUGAUUUUUGGAUUGAUCUACCCUAUCUACAACAUUGGACAUAUCUGUGACAAUUCAGUCUCACGUUUCCUUGAAUUCCGAGCUGGCGUGUGUGAGGGGCUGAUCACCGCCAUACAAUGGAUAGAGAUGAACUCGGCCUACCAUCUUGUAGCCAUUACUGUCAAUCGUUAUAUUGCCAUCGUCAGACCUCUCAAGUACCACGUGUACCUGAACAGUCGUAGAGUCAUUGUCACUCUCUGUGCUAUAUGGUUGACCACUCUGGCUACGUCAACGGCGAUCUACUCCCCAGGAGACUAUGUAGGACAGGACAAGGCAAAGGCGUGUAGGUACGAGUUAGUGUUCACGGAGACACAGAGCAUAGUGAUGGCCGUCUUGUCUGGUGUCAUCCCACUCAGCGUCAUGGUCGUCCUCUACACCAUUAUUGCGCGCAUCGCAAGAAAGCACAUUCGAGACAUAGCGGCGAGCUGUGGAUCCGACUCUCUGAGGCUCGGUAAACAACACGUACUCCGUCGGGAGAUGAGGUCCACACUGACAGUCAGUCUAUUGGUGGGGUAUUUCGCCUUCGCCUGGCUUCCACACUGUUUUUACCUUAUAUAUAGCAUUACCUGUCAGUGUCAUAUCAGCCCUUACAUCAGACUUUCGUCACGGAUUCUGGUAUACACAAACAACGCCAUCAAUAUUUUCAUCUAUGCCGGGCGUAUCCAUCUAUUCCGGAAGUUCGCAGUGAAGGACAUCAAACAAUUGUGUUCUCACUGUUUCAAGAUACAGUGAGAUGUUUUAGCCGAAGUGUUUACUAGUUUAAAGAAUGAUGAUAUGGGAGAUUUGAGCCAAAGAAUGAUAAUGUAUAGCAUCCUGAUACUCCAACACUUGGAAAUCAAUCAAAGGAUAUUGCCAUCACUGUACAGGAUACUAGCAAAGCAUCAGUGUUCUUCCUGUCCUGCAGUACUGAAUCUUUGUAUCACCUCAUUUAAUGAGACCAACAUGUAGACUAUGACAACUGAUGGGCGUUCUUUUUAGUUACUCAGUAUAUAGGGGGAUUUUUAUUGUAAUCAGGCCAGCUUAGAUAAACAUGUAAUUACAGAAUUUAUAAGUUUAUAAUACAGUAAAGACUAGUUCGUUUAUAUGAAUAUAUAUAUGCAUUAUAAUUGCAAGAAAAUGCCUCCUUAAUAAUCUUUAAUAUGAUAUUGAAGAAUGUUGAAAUGUUUCUGUAUUUGAAUAAAUUGAUUUUAACCAAGGUACGAUAAAUUGUAUUGUUUCUAAAAUAACCAAACAACUCAGCUGUUCCAAUUCACAGAGUGCUGAAACACUGAAGAUGUUCACU